GCGCGCGGCCAGGGGCGGGGCUCCGGGCCAGGCCCCGCCCCUCCCGCCGUGACCCCGUGACCCCGCGGCGGAAGAUGGCGGCGGCGCGCGCUCUGUCCCGCCCGAUCGUCCGCUCAGGCAUGGCGCCGCUCUGCCGGGGGCUGUGGGUGUGGGGCCGAGCCCCCCAGCAGCCCCCCGCUCCUGUCCCCACAGGCAUGGCGCCGCUCUGCCGGGGGCUGUGGGUAUGGGGCUGAGCCCCCCAGCAGCCCCCUGCUCCUGUCCCCACAGGCAUGGCGCCGCUCUGCCGGGGGCUGUGGGUGUGGGGCCGAGCCCCCCAGCAGCCCCCCGGGCUCCCGCUGGCCCCGCGCCGCGCCUUCAGCAACAACAAGAUCCUGGUGGAGCUGGACGAGAGCUCAGGCGUCGCCACGAUGAAGUUCAAGAGCCCCCCCGUGAACAGCCUGAGCCUGGAGUUCCUCACCGAGUUCUGCAUCGGGCUGGAGAAGCUGGAGAGCGACCGGGGCUGCCGGGGACUGGUCCUCACCUCGGCUAUCCCCAGGAUCUUCUCCUCCGGGCUGGACAUCACAGAGAUGUGUGGGAAGAGCCCAGAGCACUAUGCUGAGUUCUGGAGGGCUGUGCAGGAGAUGUGGCUCCGGCUCUAUGGCUCCAACCUGGUGACCUUGGCUGUGCUGAACGGCUCCAGCCCAGCAGGAGGCUGCCUCAUUGCCAGCUCUUGUGACUACAGGAUCAUGGUGGACAACCCCAAAUUCAGCAUCGGCCUCAACGAAGCCCAGCUGGGCAUUGUGGCUCCUUUCUGGUUUAAGGAUACAUUUGUGAACGCUGUGGGCCACCGAGUGGCUGAACGUGCCCUGCAGCUGGGUUACCUGUUCCCUGCCCCCGAGGCACAGAGGUUUGGGCUUGUGGAUGAGCUGGUGCCCGAGGAGAAGCUCCAGGAGAAGGCUGCGGCUGUCAUGGCACAGUGGCUGGCCCUGCCCGACCAUGCCCGUCAGCUCACCAAGGCCAUGAUGAGGAAGGCGCUGCUGGACCGGCUGCUCGCACACCGCGAGGAGGACGUGCAGAACUUCGUCAGCUUCGUGUCCAAGGACUCCAUCCAGAAGUCUCUCCGCAUGUACAUGGAGAUGCUGAGGAAGAAGAAGGGCUGAGCAGCCAACCACCCCCAGGAAACGGCGCGGACUCUGCCGGUGAGGCUGCCUGUGGUGUGCUGCCAGCUCCUCCCACGGCCCGCCCGGCCCCGCGGUCCCACGUUGUGCCUGAUGCCGCCGCUGCCUUUUGCCACGAGGGGGAGAGCGGCUGCCGCUGCCUCUGCUGCCCCGGGAGCGCCGGGACCGGCCCCGGCACCGCUCCUCGGGUGUCCUCCCUCCUGCCCCACACCUAAGUCACAGGAGGCCUGUCAAUAAAGGCUUCGAUAAGGUA
Messenger RNA from Colius striatus (speckled mousebird), 1410 nucleotides. It is a transcript of the gene ECI1, whose product is annotated as enoyl-CoA delta isomerase 1. Gene Ontology annotation, cellular component: mitochondrion. Bases 270 to 1139 code for a protein of 289 amino acids. The transcript is spliced from 7 exons. Gene Ontology annotation, molecular function: enoyl-CoA hydratase activity. The record is from RefSeq and is a predicted model, not a curated record. Gene Ontology annotation, biological process: fatty acid beta-oxidation. Lineage: Eukaryota; Metazoa; Chordata; Aves; Coliiformes; Coliidae.